Molecule: messenger RNA, 1203 nt
Organism: Branchiostoma belcheri (Belcher's lancelet)
Lineage: Eukaryota; Metazoa; Chordata; Leptocardii; Amphioxiformes; Branchiostomatidae
Product: neuropeptide FF receptor 2-like
Exons: 3
Coding region: 1-1203 (400 amino acids)
Biological process (GO): G protein-coupled receptor signaling pathway
Cellular component (GO): membrane
Molecular function (GO): peptide binding; neuropeptide receptor activity
Source: RefSeq, a predicted model, not a curated record
AUGGCGUUGAGACUUAAAGGCUUAGAUUUUGCUAGGGAAAAUAUAAGUGGACAUUUGUCCUACAAUGGCAGUUAUGAAUUACAGGAUCUUCUACCUGAUAAUGACUACCUAAAGCAAACAGUACCGGUGGUGGUGCUUUUUGUAUUGUUCUAUGUCUUCAACUUCUGCCUUUGCAUCGUUGGGAACAUCAUGGUGUGCUUUGUGAUCUUGAAGAUGCCGCGUAUGCAGACUGUCACAAACUUCUUCCUCCUAAACCUGGCUGUGAGUGAUCUUCUUGUUGCAGUCUUCUGUAUGCCGUUCACACUGGUGGACAACAUCAUAAGAGGUUGGCCAUUUGGAGAUGUCAUGUGUAAGCUGACGCCUGCCGUCCAGGUGGUCUCCGUUGCUGCUUCAGUCUUCACAUUAGUAGCGAUUGCAGUUGACAGAUUUUAUUCGGUCGUUCAUCCAACUGAGCCCAAAUUCACCAUUCGUGGGGUGCAGAAGAUCGUCAUAGUGGUCUGGUCUUUAGCCCUCUUCAUCAUGGUGCCUCAGGUCCUGCUGAUUGAAGAUACGACGAUUACCCUUCAGGUCUUCAAAGAGACACUCUCGUUGCAUAUUUGUGCAGAGACCUCUCAGCUAUGGAGAAAAGUGUAUACGGUUCUGCUUUUCACUACGUGCUAUGUAAUCCCUUUGGUCGUUAUCGUACUUUUGUACAUAAGGAUUGGAUUGAAAGUAUGGGAGAAACCAAUUCCUGGAGGUCAACAAGCUCCAACACAGGUCAAGCAGGCUUCCUGGAAAAGAAAAGUCAAGGUGGUGAAGAUGUUACUAGCUGUGGUUGUGUUAUUUGCAUUUUCGUGGUUGCCAUUGCACACGAUGUCUUUGCUUUCAGAUCACGGAUUUCUCUCACCUUAUCAAGAAGACAUAGUCAAUGUUUAUAUAUAUCCCAUAGCUCAUUGGUUAUCAUACUUCAACAGCUCUGUGAACCCUAUCAUAUAUGGGUAUUACAACGAAAACUUCCGUAAUGCAUACAAAUCUAUGAUGUGCGAUUCAAAGAACGGUUUUGUCCCAACUCCUUACACCAAGACAACUUCACGGUCACCGGCGUUAUCCAAUAGGACAAAUAUUUCUCCACAAACCAGAAGAAGUGUUAAUGUAGAAGAAGUCCAACUCGAAGUAGUUGUGACACAUUUGGUUGUUGAUAAUCACCUAGCACCACCAUUAUAA